This is a messenger RNA of Echinops telfairi (small Madagascar hedgehog), 1863 nucleotides long. It is a transcript of the gene FARSB, whose product is annotated as phenylalanyl-tRNA synthetase subunit beta. Gene Ontology annotation, cellular component: cytoplasm; phenylalanine-tRNA ligase complex. Bases 3 to 1772 code for a protein of 589 amino acids. Gene Ontology annotation, molecular function: phenylalanine-tRNA ligase activity; ATP binding; magnesium ion binding. NCBI's taxonomy places the organism in Eukaryota, Metazoa, Chordata, Mammalia, Afrosoricida, Tenrecidae. The record is from RefSeq and is a predicted model, not a curated record. Gene Ontology annotation, biological process: phenylalanyl-tRNA aminoacylation. The transcript is spliced from 17 exons.
CCAUGCCGACUGUCAGCGUGAAGCGCGACCUGCUCUUUCAAGCCCUGGGCCGCACCUACACUGACGAAGAAUUUGAUGAGCUGUGUUUUGAAUUUGGCCUGGAACUUGAUGAAAUUACGUCUGAGAAGGAACUUAUAAGCAAGGAGCAAGGCAAUGACAAGGCAGCUGGGGCCUCUGAGGUGGUUCUCUACAAAAUUGACGUCCCUGCUAAUCGACAUGAUCUUCUCUGUCUGGAGGGAUUGGUCCGAGGACUUCAAGUCUUCAAAGAAAGGAUAAAAGCCCCAGUAUAUCAACGGGUCAUGCCUAAAGGAGAACUCCAGAAAUUGAUAAUUACAGAAGAGACAGCUAAAGGACGUCCUUACGCCGUAGCAGCAAUUCUCCGCAAUGUCAAGUUCACUCCAGACCGGUACAACAGCUUCAUUGACCUCCAGGAGAAACUGCAUCAGAAUAUUUGCAGGAAACGCUCCUUGGUUGCUAUAGGUAGCCAUGAUUUGGACACCUUAUCCGGGCCAUUCACUUAUACUGCCAAGCGCCCUUCAGACAUCAAGUUCAAGCCUCUCAAUCAGACCAGGGAGUAUACAGCCUGUGAACUGAUGAACAUGUACAAGACUGAUAAUCACCUUAAACAAUAUUUACCUAUCAUUGAGAAUAAACCUCUGUACCCAGUUAUCUAUGAUAGCAAUGGUGUUGUCCUUUCAAUGCCUCCAGUAAUCAAUGGGAAUCAUACCAAGAUAACACUAAAGACUAGAAAUGUAUUUAUUGAAUGCACAGGAACUGACUUUACUAAGGCAAAAAUCGUCCUGGAUAUUAUUGUCACCAUGUUCAGUGAAUAUUGUGAGAAUCCGUUUACAGUUGAAGCAGUUGAAGUAGUUUAUCCGAAUGGGAAGUCCCAUACCUUUCCAGAGCUGGCCUACCGGAAGGAGAUGCUGAGAGCUGAUCUCAUCAAUAAAAAAGUUGGAAUUAAAGAAACUCCAGAAAAUCUUGCCAAGCUUCUGACCAGAAUGUACUUAAAGUCAGAAGUUAUCGGUGAUGGGCACCAGAUAGAGAUAGAAAUCCCUCCAACCCGAGCUGACAUCAUCCAUGCCUGCGAUAUUAUAGAAGAUGCUGCAAUCGCUUAUGGAUAUAACAACAUUCAGAUGAGUCUCCCGAAAUCGUAUACCAUCGCUAAUCAGUUACCUCUUAAUAAGCUCACAGAACUCCUACGACUCGACCUGGCGGCGGCUGGCUUCACCGAGGCACUCACGUUUGCGCUGUGCUCCCAGGAAGACAUUGCUGAUAAGCUGGGUUUGGAUGUCUCUGCAACAAAAGCAGUCCACAUUGCAAAUCCUAAAACAGCUGAGUUUCAGGUAGCACGCACUACCCUUCUUCCUGGUCUCCUGAAGACUAUAGCCUGCAAUCGGAAGAUGCCUCUUCCUCUGAAGCUCUUUGAAAUCUCCGACAUCGUGGUCAAAGAUCCCAGCACAGAUGUAGGUGCCAGGAACCACAGGCACCUCUGCGCUGUGUAUUACAACAGGAGCCCUGGGUUUGAGAUUAUCCACGGACUGCUGGACAGGCUCAUGCAGCUGCUCCAGGUGCCUCCUGGUGAGAAGAAGGGCGGCUACGCCAUCAGAGCUUCGGAAGGCUCUGCCUUCUUCCCUGGGCGAUGUGCCGAGAUCUUUGCCCGGGGUCAGAGCGUCGGGAGGCUCGGCGUCCUCCAUCCUGACGUCAUCACCAAGUUUGAGCUGACCAUGCCCUGCUCCUCCCUGGAAAUCAAUAUUGGGCCCUUUUUGUGAGGAUGGAGCCCUGUGUGUGGCACCCGAGUCCCCACCCCCGUGUCCUCCAUUUCUGCUUCAUGUUGAAUCAAGUAAAGACUCCUGUCUGGUG